AUGACAUCUCCUUCGCCUGCGGCAAGACCGGCCAUUGGAGAGCAAGUUGCCCCAACUUAUUCUUCACUCCCGGAUCAACCUACAAACAGAUCCAAAGCUUGUCAAGUAAAGACAGCGGUUCUUCUGGGCAGCAGUAGUUCCAUUGCUGAUAGUAAAGCAGUAAAUGAAACUCUUGAAGGUAUUUUUGACGAAGGUCCAGCUUUAGAGGAGUGUUUUGAAUUUGGGAAUUCUCCCAAUAGUAUUCAAUCGGUUAAGGGUAGGCUUAAAGCUCAUUUUAGUUUUUGGGCGGAUACGUUAGGUGCAAAUGAGAGAAUAACAGUUUACCUUGAUGACGGGCUUGGUUCGGCCCGUGAUUUCGCUCGCUGCGAAGCUGCUUCAUUAUUUGUUAAGACUUCGCUUCAGCUUUCUGGUUUCCUGCCUUAUGACAGUAAAUCGAUUUGGCAACCAACUUCUUGUUUAGUCUGGUUGGGUUAUUGUAUUGAUUUAGCCGUUCAUACUAUUUCCAUUCCUUCACUUAGGAUUCUCAGUGUCGUACAGAUUAUUGAUUCAAUUCGUUCUCAGUAUCCUUCUAGUACUGCUAGAAAAUUGGCUCAGUUUGUCGGUAAGGUUAUCUCUAUGGGUUUCGUCUUUGGUAACGUUACUCGUAUUAUGACAAGGUAUUCUCAUUUUGAUAUUUUAAGAAGCCCUACAAAAAAAAAGAAAAAAAAAAUUCCCUGUCGGGUUCAACUCUGA
Porites evermanni is the source of this 732-nucleotide messenger RNA. The record is from the annotation of a GenBank genome assembly. NCBI's taxonomy places the organism in Eukaryota, Metazoa, Cnidaria, Anthozoa, Scleractinia, Poritidae.